Acanthosepion pharaonis is the source of this 2442-nucleotide messenger RNA. NCBI's taxonomy places the organism in Eukaryota, Metazoa, Mollusca, Cephalopoda, Sepiida, Sepiidae. The record is from the annotation of a GenBank genome assembly.
AUGUCAAGGAAUUCUUUUGACUUUCCAAACUCUAUAAAUCUAUUUUUCUCUUUUUGGUCAUCAAGAGAUUUUGACAAAGAUGAGGAAUUUCUUUGUUUCGUCAUUCUUGAUUACAAGAAAAUCUCUCUCUCUCUCUCUCUCUCUCUCUCUCUCGUCUUCAUUUUUUCCUCUCUUCUUCUUUUCUUUCUGCUCUUCUUCAUUUUUCUCAUCCUCUUUUCACUUCUCAACUUCUUUCUCAUGCCCAAAAAACCUCUCCCUGUUUCUUACCCUCCAACUUCUAUCUGUCAUUCAUAUCUAUCUAUUUACCUAUCUAUCUUAUCAGUUGCAAUCUGUUCCUAUCUAUCUAUCUAUCUAUCUAUCUAUCUAUCUCAGUUUAUUCAUCUCUAUCACUCAGUUUAUUCAUAUCGAUCGAUUUUUUUCUAUCUAUUUAUCUAUCUGUCUAUGUCUGUUCAUUAUCUAUCUAUCUAUCUAUCAAUUGCAAUCUGUUCAUAUCUAUCUAUCCAUCUAUCGCAAUCUGUUCAUAUCUAUCUAUUGCAGUUUGUCCAUAUCUAUCUCUCUAUCUCAGUUUAUUCAUAUCUAUCCAUCUAUUUAUCUAUCUGUUCAUUAUCUAGCUAUCCUAUCUAUUUAUCAAUUGGAGUCUGUUCAUAUGUAUUGCAGUCUGUUCAUAUCUAUCUAUCUAUCUUAGACUCUUAUCUAUCUGUUUCUCUAUCGCAUCACUUUAAAAGAAAGGUGCACGUGUGUGUAUCUCUCUGCAUCUCUCUCUCUCUCUCUCUCUCUCUCUCUCUCUCUCUCUCUCUCUCUCUCUCUCUCUGUAUUAGCCUUUGCUUAACUUUUACACACUCUCUCUCUCUCUCUCUCUCUCUCUCUCUCUUUAGCUAUGGAUCUCUCUCUCUCUUUCUCUUUCUCUCUUUAGCUCUGGAUCUUUCAACAAGGAUCUACGCCCCAGAUAUUCUAGCCCAGCAGAGGAGAAUUUAUAACAUUCUUUCUUUCUUUCUAUCGGUGUUAGUCUUUCUUACUUUUUUUCUUUCUUUCAUUUCUUUUUCAUUCAGUAUAUCUUUCUUUCUUUUCCUUUGGUAUGUCUUUCUUUCUUUUUAUGUUUUUUAUUUCUUUCUACAAACCUGUAUGUUACUCUCCUUUUUUCUGUCACUUAGUUCAUCUCUCUCUCUCUCUCUCUCUCUCUCUCUCUCUCUCUCUCUCUCUCUCUCUCUCUUGGUCUUUCUUACUUUUUUCUUACUUUCAUUUCCUUUUCCAUUUAGUAUAUGCUUUUUUUUUCCUUCGGUAUGUCUUUCUUUUUAUGUUUUUUUUUAUUAUUAUUUCUUUCUACUAACCUGUAUGUUACUCUUUUUUCUGUCACUUAGUUCAUUUUUUUUUUUUUUACUACUGUUCUUUCUUUUAUCAGUUUUGGUCUUUCUUACUUUUUUCUUUCUUUCAUUUCCUUUUCUAUUUAGUAUAUCUUUCUUUCUUUUUUUUUUCCCUUCAUUCUUUUUUUUUUUUUUUUUACUACUGCUCUUUCUUUCUUUCUUUCUUUUUUUCUUCCAUGCAAUUUCUAACUUUGUCUUGUCUCGCCUCUCUCGUCUUUUCACCUUUCUUUCUUUCUUUCUUUCUUUCUUUCUUUCUUUCUUUGAUGCAAUUUCAAACUUUAUGUCUUGUCUCGCCUCUCUCAUCUUUUCACCUUUCUUUCUUUCUUUCUUCCAUGCAAUUUCUAACUUUGUCUUGUCUCGCCUCUCUCGUCUUUUCACCUUUCUUUCUUUCUUUCUUUCUUUCUUUCUUUCUUUCUUUGAUGCAAUUUCAAACUUUAUGUCUUGUCUCGCCUCUCUCAUCUUUUCACCUUUCUUUCUUUCUUUCUUCCAUGCAAUUUCUAACUUUGUCUUGUCUACGCCUCUCAUCUUUUCACCUUUUUUUUCUUUUCUUUCUUUCUUUCUUUCUUUCUUUCUUUCUUUCAUGCAAUUUCUAACUUUGUCUUGUCUCGCCUCUCUCGUCUUUUCACCUUUCUUUCUUUCUUUCUUUCUUUCUUUCUUUGAUGCAAUUUCAAACUUUAUGUCUUGUCUCGCCUCUCUCAUCUUUUCACCUUUCUUUCUUUCUUUCUUUCUUUCUUUCUUUCUUUCUUUGAUGCAAUUUCAAACUUUAUGUCUUGUCUCGCCUCUCUCAUCUUUUCACCUUUCUUUCUUUCUUUCUUCCAUGCAAUUUCAAACUUUAUGUCUUGUCUCGCCUCUCUCAUCUUUUCACCUUUCUUUCUUUCUUUCUUUCUUUCUUUCUUUCUUUCUUUCUUUCAUGCAAUUUCUAACUUUGUCUUGUCUCGCCUCUCUCGUCUUUUCACCUUUCUUUCUUUCUUUCUUUCUUUCUUUCUUUCAUGCAAUUUCUAACUUUGUCUUGUCUCGCCUCUCUCGUCUUUUCACCUUUCUUUCUUUCUUUCUUUCUUUCUUUCUUUCAUGCAAUUUCUAA